Messenger RNA from Lampris incognitus (smalleye Pacific opah), 3674 nucleotides. It is a transcript of the gene polr2b, whose product is annotated as RNA polymerase II subunit B. Gene Ontology annotation, cellular component: RNA polymerase II, core complex. The transcript has 25 exons. The record is from RefSeq and is a predicted model, not a curated record. The coding region runs from base 120 to 3644 and encodes 1174 amino acids. Lineage: Eukaryota; Metazoa; Chordata; Actinopteri; Lampriformes; Lampridae. Gene Ontology annotation, biological process: DNA-templated transcription. Gene Ontology annotation, molecular function: DNA binding; ribonucleoside binding; DNA-directed RNA polymerase activity.
CCGCUGAAACGUAUCUUCGUGUUUUUGUUUUCGGUCCGUUUGGCUGCUUCCAGUACGUUUGUUUGGGUCCCCGUCGUGCCGUCCAGUUCGGCUGGCAGCUGUUACACCCAGCUGCGGCCAUGUACGAUCAAGACGAAGAAAACCAAUAUGACGAGGAUGAGGACGAGAUCACUCCAGACUUGUGGCAGGAGGCCUGCUGGAUCGUUAUCAGUUCCUAUUUUGAUGAAAAGGGUCUGGUACGACAGCAACUGGACUCAUUUGAUGAGUUCAUUCAAAUGUCAGUGCAGAGGAUUGUGGAGGACGCCCCACCCAUAGAUCUACAGGCUGAGGCCCAGCACACCUCUGGGGAGGUGGAGGAGCCGCCACGUUACCUGUUGAAAUUUGAGCAGAUCUACCUGUCUAAGCCAACUCACUGGGAGAGAGAUGGUGCCCCCUCUCCCAUGAUGCCCAAUGAAGCUCGACUCAGGAACCUUACGUACUCUGCCCCUCUGUAUGUCGACAUCACUAAGACCAUCAUCAAGGAGGGGGAGGACCAACUGCAGACCCAGCACCAGAAGACCUUCAUUGGCAAAAUUCCCAUCAUGCUUCGCUCUACAUACUGCCUGCUCAGUGGCCUAACAGACCGUGAUCUUUGUGAACUGAACGAAUGUCCUCUCGACCCAGGCGGCUACUUUAUCAUUAACGGCUCAGAAAAGGUCCUGAUUGCUCAAGAGAAGAUGGCCACCAACACGGUGUAUGUGUUUGCAAAGAAGGACUCGAAGUAUGCCUACACAGGGGAGUGCCGCUCUUGUCUGGAAAACUCCUCGCGUCCCACCAGCUCCAUCUGGGUCAGCAUGAUGGCCAGAGGAGGACAGGGUGUGAAGAAGAGUGCCAUCGGCCAGAGGAUUGUGUCCACUCUGCCCUACAUCAGGCAGGAAGUGCCCAUCAUCAUUGUGUUCCGUGCUCUGGGCUUUGUGUCAGACAGAGACAUUCUGGAGCACAUCAUCUAUGACUUUGAUGACCCUGAGAUGAUGGAGAUGGUGAAACCGUCACUAGAUGAGGCCUUUGUAAUCCAGGAGCAGAAUGUAGCUUUGAACUUCAUUGGCUCCAGAGGAGCAAAGCCUGGUGUCACGAAGGAGAGGAGGAUAAAGUACGCAAAAGAAGUCCUACAGAAGGAGGUGCUGCCUCACGUGGGAGUCAGUGACUUCUGUGAAACCAAAAAGGCUUAUUUCUUGGGGUACAUGGUACACAGACUCUUACUAGCUGCCCUUGGUAGAAGAGAGCUGGAUGACAGGGAUCACUAUGGCAACAAGAGGCUGGACCUUGCUGGGCCACUUUUGGCUUUCCUCUUUAGAGGCAUGUUUAAGAACCUGCUGAAGGAGAUCAGGAUCUAUGCCCAGAAGUUCAUUGAUCGAGGGAAGGAUUUCAACCUGGAGCUGGCCAUUAAAACCCGUAUCAUCUCGGAUGGUCUCAAGUAUUCUCUGGCCACAGGGAACUGGGGCGACGUCAAAAAGGCCCACCAGGCCAGGGCUGGAGUGUCCCAGGUGCUGAAUCGUCUCACCUUUGCAUCAACGCUUUCUCAUCUCCGCCGAGUGAACUCCCCCAUCGGCAGAGACGGCAAGCUGGCCAAGCCCCGGCAGCUGCACAACACCCUGUGGGGCAUGGUGUGUCCAGCAGAGACGCCUGAGGGUCAUGCUGUCGGCUUGGUGAAGAACCUAGCCCUGAUGGCUUACAUCUCUGUGGGUUCCCAACCGUCUCCCAUCCUGGAGUUCUUGGAGGAGUGGAGUAUGGAGAACCUGGAGGAAAUCUCACCGGCCGCCAUAGCAGAUGCCACCAAGAUUUUUGUCAACGGCUGCUGGGUGGGAAUCCACAAAGACCCAGAACAGCUGAUGAACACACUGAGGAAGCUGAGGAGACAAAUGGACAUCAUUGUGUCUGAGGUAUCCAUGAUCAGGGACAUCCGUGAGCGUGAGAUCAGGAUUUACACAGAUGCUGGCAGGAUCUGUCGUCCUCUGCUAAUCGUAGAGAAACAGAAACUGCUGCUGAAGAGGCGACACAUCGAUCAGCUCAAGGAGAGAGAGUACAACAACUACAGCUGGCAGGACUUAGUUGCUAGUGGUGUGGUUGAAUACAUCGACACUCUGGAGGAGGAGACUGUGAUGCUGGCCAUGACCCCUGAUGACCUCCAGGAGAAGGGUGUGGCUUAUUGCUCCACCUACACCCACUGUGAGAUCCAUCCCUCCAUGAUCCUGGGUGUCUGUGCGUCCAUCAUCCCCUUCCCCGAUCACAACCAGUCUCCCAGGAACACCUACCAGUCUGCUAUGGGUAAACAAGCCAUGGGUGUGUACAUCACCAACUUCCAUGUGCGCAUGGACACCCUGGCACAUGUGCUCUACUACCCCCAGAAACCUCUGGUUACCACACGCUCUAUGGAGUACCUACGCUUCAGAGAGCUGCCUGCUGGUAUUAACUCCAUUGUGGCAAUCGCAUCCUACACCGGCUAUAACCAGGAGGACUCGGUGAUCAUGAACAGAUCAGCGGUGGACCGAGGGUUCUUCAGGUCUGUGUUUUAUCGCUCCUACAAAGAGCAGGAGUCUAAGAAGGGCUUUGAUCAGGAGGAGAUAUUUGAGAAGCCUACACGUGAAACCUGCCAGGGCAUGCGGCACGCCAUUUAUGACAAGCUGGAUGAUGACGGUCUGAUUGCACCGGGUGUUCGUGUCUCCGGUGAGGAUGUGAUCAUCGGUAAGACUGUAACACUCCCAGAAAAUGACGACGAACUGGACAGCACCAACCGGCGCUACACCAAGAGGGACUGCAGUACCUUCCUCCGCACCAGCGAGACUGGGAUCGUGGACCAGGUCAUGGUCACACUCAACCAGGAGGGCUACAAGUUCUGCAAGAUCAGGGUUCGCUCGGUUCGUAUCCCUCAGAUCGGAGACAAGUUUGCCAGUCGCCAUGGGCAGAAAGGUACCUGUGGCAUCCAGUACAGACAAGAGGAUAUGCCGUUCACGUGCGAGGGAAUCACACCUGACAUCAUCAUCAACCCUCACGCCAUCCCAUCUCGUAUGACAGUCGGUCACUUGAUCGAGUGUCUGCAGGGAAAGGUGUCGGCUAACAAAGGAGAGAUUGGAGAUGCUACGCCCUUUAAUGACGCCGUCAACGUGCAGAAGGUCUCCAACCUGUUGUCUGAAUACGGUUACCACCUGAGAGGAAACGAGGUGUUGUACAAUGGUUUCACGGGCCGUAAACUGACCUCUCAGAUCUUCAUCGGGCCCACCUACUACCAGCGUUUGAAGCACAUGGUGGACGACAAGAUCCACUCGAGGGCCCGUGGACCAGUUCAGAUCCUCAACAGGCAGCCCAUGGAGGGUCGAUCACGUGAUGGCGGGCUGCGUUUCGGGGAGAUGGAGCGUGACUGUCAGAUCGCUCACGGAGCCGCUCAGUUCCUGAGAGAGAGGCUGUUUGAAGCGUCCGACCCCUACCAGGUCCACGUCUGUAACCUGUGUGGUCUCAUGGCCAUCGCCAACACGCGCACUCAUACGUAUGAAUGUCGGGGCUGCCGCAACAAAACACAGAUCUCUCUGGUGCGGAUGCCCUACGCCUGCAAGCUGCUGUUCCAGGAGCUCAUGUCCAUGAGCAUCGCCCCUCGCAUGAUGACCACCUAGGACCAAAGGAUGAUAGUCAUCUGGUCUCUG